Molecule: messenger RNA, 219 nt
Organism: Paramecium octaurelia
Lineage: Eukaryota; Ciliophora; Oligohymenophorea; Peniculida; Parameciidae
Source: the annotation of a GenBank genome assembly
AUGAUAUACAAAUUUGAAGCAAUUAUUGAAAUUUCGCCCAUCCAGCUGUUUAAGCUGCUACAUUAUCUUCAUCAUUUAAGCAUAUCUUUGGAAAGGAUGAAGUUGAUUUGUUUAAUUCCAUAAGUUAUAGCCUAAGACACUUACAUUAGAAUGACAAGAGAUGUAUGUUAUAAACUUGAGGUUCCUAAAAGUGGAUGCCUUCUUUCUCAAUUUUUAUGA